Messenger RNA from Tuber melanosporum (Perigord truffle), 1340 nucleotides. RefSeq lists its product as uncharacterized. Lineage: Eukaryota; Fungi; Ascomycota; Pezizomycetes; Pezizales; Tuberaceae. Gene Ontology annotation, molecular function: heme binding; peroxidase activity. The record is from RefSeq and is a predicted model, not a curated record. The coding region runs from base 207 to 1340 and encodes 377 amino acids. Gene Ontology annotation, biological process: hydrogen peroxide catabolic process; response to reactive oxygen species; cellular response to oxidative stress. The transcript is spliced from 3 exons.
CUCUCACUUCCACUUCGCUUCCUCCCCCUUGUCACCCCGCUCGAGUCUCACAAAGGAUUCUCCCGCCCAUCCCAAUAUAUCACGCUCUCCCUCCUCUACCUUUUUCUCCGAGAAGGUAGACGGCCAUAGAUUACCUGUUUCACCCAAGUAAUAAAGCGUAGGCUCCUGCCGAUACGCAGACACACACAUCUAUUCAUUCAUUCAUCAUGGCAUCCAUGGCCCGUGUUCUCACUCGCGCUUCGAAGCAAGCGUCCUUCACCUCCACUCCCCUCUGCCGCAAUUUCACAACUGCGACCCGCGCUCGCCCGACCACCUCUAUUGCCGCACCUAUUAGACAGACUGGCCGCCGUGGAUAUGCUUCUGGCGGUUCAGCGGGUGGGGGUUCUAGCAAGAUCGCUAUCCCAUUGGGUCUUGGUUUGAUUGGUGCUGGUGGUUACUAUGCUUACACCAAUGAUCUUCUCCCCGCCGCAUUGUCUGGCGCCCAGGCCUCGAAGACUGGCGGCGUGCUCACCCCCACUAAGGAUGACUUUCAGAAGGUCUAUAAUGAUGUUGCGGAGCUCUUGGAGAAUAAUGAUUACGACGAUGGUUCCUAUGGACCUGUAGUUGUCCGCCUUGGAUGGCACGCAUCUGGAACUUAUGACAAGGAUACCAAGACUGGAGGUUCCAAUGGGGCCACCAUGCGUUUCGCUCCUGAGUCAGAGCAUGGUGCAAAUGCCGGCUUGAAGACCGCACGUGACCUUCUCGAAGGUAUCAAGAAGAAGCACCCUUGGAUCUCGUACUCCGACCUCUGGACUCUUGCUGCUGUUGCUGCAAUCCAGGAGAUGGGUGGUCCCAAGAUUCCGUGGAGACCCGGACGUAAGGACGGUGACGUAUCCGCUUGCACUCCUGAUGGUCGUCUUCCCGACGCCACUAAGGAACAGAAGCAUCUCAGAGCCAUCUUCUACCGUAUGGGUUUCAACGAUCAGGAGAUUGUCGCUUUAUCGGGUGCCCACGCUCUCGGCAGAUGCCACACCGAUCGUUCCGGCUUUGAUGGUCCCUGGACUUUCUCGCCAACAAUGCUGACAAACGAUUACUACAAACUCUUGCUCGAGGAGAAGUGGGCCUGGAAGAAGUGGAAUGGACCAAAGCAAUUUGAGGAUGUUUCGACUAAAUCUCUUAUGAUGCUUCCAACCGACAUGGCGCUCGUCAAAGACAAGGAGUUUAGGAAGCAUGUUGAGAGGUACGCCAAGGACAACGACCUCUUCUUCAGGGAGUUUGCGGAUGCCUUUGGAAGACUGCUCGAGCUCGGUGUUCCUUUUGAGAAGGAGGAGAAGUUUGUUUUCAAGUCCACUACAGAUUAA